CACACACACACACACACGCACUUUGCCCCCCGCCGGCGUAGUUCUCAAAAAAUGUUCGCCACCUGUACUUUUCUAUAUUCACUAGUAUUUGGUUUCGCUAUCCACAUGUCCAUUCUUACCUUAAUCGUGAUUUAUUUUUAAUUAAUUAGUGACGGUAGUAGGCUGUUUUACUAGUCGCCAUAAUAUCAUUAGAUUAAGUUGCGGUAGUUCAUUACUUUACGAAACACAAAUUUUAACAGUUUGCCUAAGCUAAUUACUAGUUGAAAAAAGCGCUACUAAUGAUUAUACUAAUCUCACACGUUGUUCUGCGGUUGUGAAACGAGAAAAAACGUCAAAAAAACAUUUGAAAAUGGUCAAACAACAUUCCAAACACCUUCAUUUCUUUCCUGAAAUUACAAUAGAAUUUACAGAUGUGGAAGACGCUAGAGAAUCAAGCACGGGAGGAGAGCAUAUUAUUAAGAAAGAAUGUAAGCCUAGAGGUAAACGUGGAAGAGGAACCAGAACUGGUUCAUUUGGAAAACAUCGCGGAAAAUGUUGCAGUAAUAGCAAAACGGCACUAAUGACGAACACAUUCCCACCGGAUAAAGUCAACAUUGGGACUCGCCUUCCGUCGCUGACCUCUUCAACGAACCUUACUACUGCCCAUAAGUUUGUUAGAAUUGGAAGAGAGAUUUUGUUGAUAAAUCAUUGCAGGAAGAUUUUGGAGGAUAGAAGUAAAAAAUUUGGGAAAAUAAUCUCAGAGGCUGAGGGAAAGAUGAGGGACGAGGAGAACCGUUUCAAGACUAAGAGUAAGCGCCUGAAGGGCGAAUUAAUUGAAUCGAGAGCGCAGGCGCUGAAGGCGGAGGAGAUGAGCCACGAAUACGGCAAGAAGCGAUUGGAUUUAGAGAAGGAAUUACAGAAGGAAAGGGGGAAAGUACAGAGCUUGAAGGGCGAAUUGAUGGAGAUUCGCUACAAUCUAUCGAGACUGAAAAUGUUGCGUCAUUUCCUAUUCAGAGCUGCACCCGAUUGGUGGCAGAAAAGAGUCUUCAGGGAAAGUGGGAUUCGGGUGAAAAUCGCCAAGUUUAAGACGGUAAACGAUAUAUCUAUACCUUCUAGGUCAAAUAGGAAAAGUAUUAUCAAAGAAAGGGAAACGCCCUCAUGGUUAAGGCGACAUGUCGACUUUCAGCUGAAUAGUGAAAAGUCGGAAUCGAAGGACGAGCUGUCGUUAAGCGCUUUUGAUAAUUCGAUAGCGGCUACUCAAACGGAACAACUGUGCGAGUGGGACGUCGAUGACUUGUACGAAUUAGAGACGUAUUUUAACAGUCCGAUCGAGUUUUUAGAUAUUCUUCGUGACGAAGAGGAUUCUAUUCUAAAACUAUUAAAUAAAUCGGCGAAAGAUGACUACAACUUCAACGUAAAGAUUACAGAUGAUUUUGACAUUUUUGAAACGAAAAAACAGCAUGAAAGCGUCUUCCAGCAGUUCGAAGGCAAGAAUUCCCAACUGGAUCAUUUACAAAGGGAAAAGGCUAGACACUUUGUACUUUACCACCUGGAAAUAGCCAAGAACGAAAUAGAAGGGCCCUAUAGGGAAUUGAGGUAUAGUGGCGAUGUCACGUGACCGGGUAGGUAUAAUUUCGUGAUCCGUACAAAAUACCUCAAUUCCAGGAAGAUUAGAGAAAAACUGGAGAGGAUGUACAUAGCCUGUUUUCCACGAUUUGAACAAACUUGUAUAAGAAAAUACAGUGAAAUAGAGCUAUUAGAAAAGAUAGAAGGUACGCUCUUCAGAUUGAUAGAUACCGUUGAAACUCUUCCAAAGAAGCGAUUGGAAGAGAAGCUAAAAGCAUUAAGAUGGAGUAGGAAAUUAAAGACAGCUGCCGACAUCGGAAAGAGGCCGGAGGUAACUCAUCGGAAGACUACAGCUACCAGAGUUGGCAGGAGGAUUGUUGUAAGGUCAAACCCGAAUUGGAAAAAGCAGCAAAUCAAAGAAAUUCGUGUUGGAAAAUUUACCUCUACCGAUGAUGACUACUACUUUAGUAAUUGUUAAAUAUAGCGAAGAUUUAGCCAAAUUAUACUUCGUCAUCCAUUCCCCCAGCGGGACUUGGUCAGGUUAAUUCGGUCCCCGCCAUUUCACCCUUCUCACUGAUCUUCCGCACAGAUAUCGUUUCUUUUCGCCGCUAGGCCUAUAUGAGAUUAAUUGAGAAGCGUUCGCCGUACGUUGUCGGUCUGUCUGGCCUAAUAGGCUCGAACCCGACGUUCCGCGGGCGUUUAGUGAAUUCCGCUGCAAUUUCCUCCAAGAUUCUUUCAGUUCCUUCCGCCAAAAAGACCCACCAACCCUUUUCCUAUCUGUUUUCCUCUUUCCCUUUCUGGAUAUUUGUGUUUUUGCAUUUAGGGAGCAUUCCUCUUUAUUCCAUACCUUUGCUCAUCUUUCCCCUAUGGGAAUGAGGAGGCUAGAGAAGAAAAAAAAACAGACGUGUUCCAUAAUUGUCUCCUUGUUUUCCUGUUUCUUUUCUUCGUUGUUAAAGAAAUAUUACCGUAAGGGAAGGGAAAGGGCAUCGAUUUCAUAGACGAGAGCAAAUAAGAGAACUAGAGGCAAGAGGGUCGUGGGGGGUAGGUAAAAAAUGCAACCUUUGCGAAAGAAUAGCAAACCAUAAACCUAACAGGAUCGUAAUUAUCAACCGGUACAAAAAGGUAAACAACAACUAACCAAACACCAGCUUGAACAGAUAGAAAGGUUAUUGAUAUGUCUUACGUCAUCAUGAAUCGAAAAAUAAGUCGAAUAUUAAUGCUUCAACUAACAGAUGCAGUAUAUUAUUAACAUCGAUUUUAUACAAAAAAAAGAGAAAGAAAAGAGGAAAAAAGAACCAGUGACGCUCCCUAACUUCCCUCAAGCGUUACACUACAAAAAAUCUACCCCUCGAGUUGAUAUAUUCUGCGUUUACCUUAAAUAGAUGUACCUUUACAAAUAGAAAUAUUACAAGCUUUUAUUCAAAGAAUGUAUCUGGUUCACAGAUAUGUUGACAACAGAUGGCGCGAUUUGUAUAACAGAGAGUACUGUUAUAAGAUUAAUAGAUGACUGAAAAAGUAGAGAAAAUGGAAAGAGAGGAGGUUUACUGAGGGAAUAUAUAGAGGAAUAGGCAUCAAAUGCCUCGGUCAAUUAUCAUACGCAGCUGUUUAUACUCCUGUUCAGCCUCAAGAAGAGGAAGCGUGGUUCCCGCCAAAUGUUCUAAGCAUCACACCCCUCAAUUGGCAGACUGCGCUUGAUAAGAUACGAUAACGGCUGAAAGAAACAAAAAAGGAAUUUGGCUGAAAGUGGUGAAUAAAACCAUAAUUAGUUGUAUUCUUUACCGGCUUAAAAACCGACAUAUCUUUGUCAUAAAACAUGCAAUUAAUAGUUUCACUAGGUGUUUGCCGAUGAUAUCACCCUUUGGAAAUUUUCUGUUUUUUUACAACAAUAUUAUAUGCUAUUUCAUAUAUCUGAUAAAACCGCGUUUAUUCACUAGUGAAAUAAUUAAUACUAUUGAACAUGUUCUCUCGAUAAUCAACGUCCAUACGCCAUUCAUUAGUUCCGUCCUGCUUUCCUAUAUCCGGUGUAUAAACAUAAAAUUCGUUUGUCUUUCCGUUCUGGAUUUUCGAGAUUCUAUGUGUUUGCCUCUUACAGACCAUAGAAAAGCCGACUAGGCAACCCAGAAACUUGAUUACUACGAUUCGAGUCAGUUUCGACAUCCUCUUCUUCGAUGAUUGAUGGUGAAGAUUGAUGACGCGGGCGGCGACUACUGUACAUAAAGUAGCGAACCUCUACUAUACUAUACUAUUGUGAAGAUAACGAAAAAGUUACUUAGAGUUUCUUGAAAACAUUUUAAUAUUGUAAUUCUUUUUUUCCAGUUCAAAGAGAAUUUCCUGAUAAACUGAAAAUUAAUAUAAGGUUAAAGAUAUCAUAUUAAGAAAAAAACUAUAAUAGUAAUUUGGUAGAUUUUAUAAAGUUCCG
Dimorphilus gyrociliatus is the source of this 3964-nucleotide messenger RNA. Lineage: Eukaryota; Metazoa; Annelida; Polychaeta; Dinophilidae. The record is from the annotation of a GenBank genome assembly.